GAAAGAAGAGAGAUCGACCAGGAAGAGGAAGAAAGAAAGAAAAAGAAAAAGGGAGCAGGGGAAGACGGAUGAUGAUGGUGAUGGAAGAUCGCGGUGGCAGGAAGAUUAACUAGUUCUCCCCUCUGAUUAUCUGUUUGUUCGAAGGAGAGAGGUCUGAUCGUGAGCGUUUUCUAAGGGGAUCCCAUUUGCGGUUUGAGAUCCUAAGCAAUGCCAUACCAGGAACAAUUUCCAAAAUUUGGAACAAAAAUUGCCGGGGGGGGUUGAGCAAUCAAGUGCUGUAGAAUUUUUUAUGGCAAUCAGUAAAACAGAAGUUAACUUGAGGAGGUUGCUUGCAGCAGCACCUCAGCAGGAAAAUCAGGCAAAACUUAUACAUGUACGUCCAGUAUGUUGCUACUUUAAGAGAACAGUUAGAGCAGUUGGCUGAAGAGAAAACUCCAGAAGGCUUACCAAGAGUUCCAAAGGCUGUGGUGAAUGAUUUUUCAGAGAAGGUUGAAGCCAUUGCUUCCAAAUUAGCUACUCCACCACGUGAAAUUCGGGUAUCUCAAGAUAACUCCUCGAAUUCCUCCAAGGAAAGUCCUAGAGCAGAUGGAGAAAUUUACCCACCCUCUUCUCCUGGGCUCAGAAGGAGAUUUGUUCCAUUGAACAAGCCUACAUCAAGUACGAAAACUGGAACUCAUGAUGCUUCUGAGGUUGAUGCAUCAACACCAGUUAAACUGGAUACUGCAACGCAAGCUCACAUUGAAAAGCACAGGAAGCUUCAAGAGGACCUGACUGAUGAAAUGGUUGGAUUAGCAAGGCAACUCAAAGAGAGUAGUCUUAUGAUGAGUCGCUCCUUAGAAAACACUGAAAAGAUACUUGAUUCCACAGAGAAGGCUGUUGAGCAAAGCUUAGCCAGCACAGGUCAUGCCAAUGUGAGGGCGUCACGGGUAUUCUCGCAGAGCUCUAAAACUACGUGCUUCACGUGGCUUGCCAUCUUUGCUAUGACUUGUAUUUUCAUCAUGGUUGUUCUCUUGAUUCGAGUCACAUGAAGUGAGUGUCAAUCCAGAAGGCUUCGCUCGUUCCUUUCGGUCUGUAUUCCAUCAUUUUGUGAUUGCUUGCGGGGAUUUAUUUCUCCGUUAUGCAAUCUUUUCGAGUUCUCUCUCUGUUUUACAAUUCGGGCUCCAAAGCAGUUACAAAUUUUUCUUCUGUUUCCGGGAGUGUCUGCUGUUUCGAUAUUUGUAGAUUGACAUUUAGGUCUCCCGAUGUAAUUCUCUUCAUGGAUAAGUUAUGAAAUGCAUAUACCUACAAUUUCACUCC
Carica papaya (papaya) is the source of this 1296-nucleotide messenger RNA. The record is from RefSeq and is a predicted model, not a curated record. NCBI's taxonomy places the organism in Eukaryota, Viridiplantae, Streptophyta, Magnoliopsida, Brassicales, Caricaceae.